AUGAACCUUGGCCCUGCUGGAAAACAAGAGAAAUUACGCAGCACAUCAUACUUUCGUAAGGGAAGAAAAUAUGACCAAGAUAUGGUCUUUGCAUCAGACUAUCAUAUCACUGAAUUACGUGGUGAAGCUAAAGGAUUAAAAGAAGUUCUAAAGAAGAGAGGGUUGUGGCCAGAAGAAGGAUUAAGGUUAAAAGAAGCACGAGAAUUAAUAAGUCAACAACUAGACUUUCUAGCCCAAAAAGGACAGUUGGAAGAAAUCAUUGUUGCAGCUGGGCAUCAAAUUAUUUUUUAUCCCAAAUUUCACUGCGAACUAAAUUACAUUGAGACCUUUUGGGGACUGCAAAAAACUGUUCCAUUAGCUCUUAAUUCUGUUCCACUCCCAACUAUUUGUCGAUAUGCAAGAAAAGCAUUUCACUAUAUGGACGCAUAUCGAAAAAGCUUAAAUGGUAAAGCAGCUGAAUUUGCUGUAAAAAAUACU
Molecule: messenger RNA, 477 nt
Organism: Cetraspora pellucida
Lineage: Eukaryota; Fungi; Glomeromycota; Glomeromycetes; Diversisporales; Gigasporaceae
Source: the annotation of a GenBank genome assembly